This is a messenger RNA of Paraphaeosphaeria sporulosa, 3684 nucleotides long. RefSeq names its product RNI-like protein. Bases 1 to 3684 code for a protein of 1227 amino acids. The transcript is spliced from 2 exons. NCBI's taxonomy places the organism in Eukaryota, Fungi, Ascomycota, Dothideomycetes, Pleosporales, Didymosphaeriaceae. The record is from RefSeq and is a predicted model, not a curated record.
AUGGAGGACGUCCACGGCGUCGACGUCUCGUGGCUGCACCACUCUUCUACGCGAGGUGAGCGGAGGGCGGCGGCUCCACUGUUUUCGGUGUCGCGCAUCCCAAAGGUAGUUGUGGCUGACAGAGUGCGCUCUCCAGAUCAUCACCAUCGCCAGUACGCGCCUUCGUCGCCAGGCCUGCCCAAGGACGCCAAACCGAGGACGUCGUCGCACGGCGGCCUCCCCUCGAACGGCACCCAUAGCGAGCGCAAAACCCCGGAGUCCGCCACGUCGGCUGUCCAGGACGUACCAGCACCGUCUCCCGCACCUUCGAACCCGACUCCCGCACCAGCGACACCGACGCCAGUCCAGAAGAUCCCCACCAAGCGCCCGACCUUGCUGGGCCGAUCCGGCUCCGAAAAACAGCAGCCAGGUAGUGUUACGCCACCGGAGACCAAGACGAGUUUACGCAAGAACUCGUGGAUCUCGAGCAUCAGCUCCAAGUUUUCCUCACAGAACUCGCCCGCGCAAACAACCCAGGUCCAGGCGCAAGGAUCGUCGGCGAAUACAAAUGCCGCUGAAGGAGUGGCUGCGACCGCCAACGGCGCGCUGAAUGGCAUCCAAGCCGCCGCUUCCCAAACCCAUAGUGCAUACGAGCCAUAUGUUCCGCAGCAACCCAAGGGAUCCUUCAUCUCAAAUGCGUUGCGACGACUAUCGUCGGGGUCACAAGUCGGUGGUUCCCUUGGAAAGGCUGUACCAAAUGGCGGCGUCUGCCCCAGGAAGGUCAUGAACAUCGAUCCCAAUAGAACGCGAUGUCUAGUCCCGGAGCUCAACCAGAGCAAGUUGCGCCGCGUCGCAUUCUGCGUCGACGUCGAGAUCGCAGGUGGCCCGAGGUACAAGGACGAGGCCGACAGCGAGGAGCGGAAACAGAAGCGCAAGGACAAGAAGAUAAAGGAGCGGGGUGAAGGAGAAGCGUUGAAGCACCCAGAGACCGCUGCCCAAGAAAAAGACAAAGAACGAGAUGUUGAAGCUGUUCUCUCGCAGGAAGUAGCAGGAGCCGAACAAGGACCCAACCCAGAGGGCACCGGGACCACCGACGAGAAGUCCGAGCCGAGCAGGAAGAAAGAGAAGAAGAAGCGGUCUGAAGCUGAACGUAAAGAGCGGAAGGAGAAGAAGCGCAGAAAGGCCGAGGAGAACGGAUCUGUGCCACUCGAGAUCACCAGAGACGAUGACGAAGUGAGUGCUGACGGUGCAUCUGAGGGUUCUUCCAAACCCUCACCUAAGCACCAGGACCGGCCCACCACGGAUCCGUUGCGAAUUUACCGUAGAUGUUGCCAGUUGAGAGAAACACCUAUCUUGAAGAGAAUUAGCGAUCAGCUUUCUAACCCGGCAACGACUGCGCUUUCGGCACCGGGAACGGUAACAUGCUUAGAUCUGACAGGCUCUCGCUUACAGCUUGCCGACGUCGUUACCCUUUCCGACUGGCUAGCCGUGGUCCCUGUGAAAAAGCUGUUCUUGGACGAUGCAGACUUAAACGACGAGAAGAUAAGAGUCAUACUUGCUGGCUUACUCGCUGCCAAAGUCCCAGAAGCCGGUAGGAGGAGGAAGUCCACUCCAGGAGAAACAAAGAAUGGAAGCGAAAACAUAGAAGAACGCUCCGGUGUCGUUAAGAAACUGGUUCUCAAGAACAACCCGAAGAUAACAGCAGAGGGCUGGAGACACAUCGCCCUCUUCAUAUACAUGUGCAAAUCGCUCAUGUCGCUCGAUGUCUCCAUGAUACCAUUUCCAUCAUCCUCUCCACAGCCGGUUCCUCAAAUACCCAAUGGCGCUGUUGGCGCAUCAGCCGAGAAAAAAGCUGCUUCGAAGGACAUUGCUGAAAUCAUGUUGAAAGCAAUCUCAGAGCGACUGGGAGGGUCAAAACUUGAGGAACUUUUGCUCUCUGAAUGCGGCCUGUCUUCAUCGAGCAUCAGGAAAGUCGUUGAUGGGGCCAUCGUUAGUGGGGUGCAGCGGUUAGGUCUUGCGGGCAACAAUAUUGAUGAGCAAGGACUGGAACACAUUAUUCACUACAUCAAGUCCGGGGUGUGUCAAGGACUAGAUCUUGGCGGCAACACUCUUCGCGACUCAAUAUCUCGUCUAACGGAGUGUUUCACCAAAGACUGUCCAUUGUGGGCAUUGAGUGUUGCUGACACCGACCUCACACCUGAGUCGCUCAGGAUUCUAUUUCCGGCUCUGGGUAAUCUACCGAACUUCAUCUUCUUGGAUCUCUCACACAACCGCGAUCUAUUCUCUAAUUCAUUGUCGCUCUGUCUUCUGCGGAAGUACAUGCCUCAAUUCAAGAAGCUAAAGCGCAUACAUCUCACGGAUGUAUCUUUAUCCCAAGCAGACGUGAUUGGCAUUGCGGAGAUCAUUCCGGAAUGUCCGGUGAUCGCGCACGUUGACAUCCAAGGAAAUCCCAAGAUUUCUGCUCUGGCUGCAGCAUCAACGGAAGAAGAGCAAGAAGAAGCAGCCGCUGUCUAUGCUUCAUUAACCCUAGCUGCCAAGGUCUCGCAGACCAUCGUAUUCCUCGGCGUCGAUGUGCCUGGACCUGAGAGCAACGAAGUCGUCAAGGCGCUAGCCAAGCAGGUCAUUGCGUAUUGUCUUCGCAACAUGCAGAACAUCGAAGGUGUUCCCGAGCUCCAGAAUGCUUCGAGGGAUGCUGUGUUGCCUGAUGUGCUCCAACAUCUGGUUGGCCAUGCAGACGACACAAGUGUGGCUCCAGCAGACGACGAUGCAGCGCCUAAUGAUGAUUAUAUUGUCGGUGGCACCGGAGUUGCAAAAGCCCUCAGUUACUGCCUGCGACAGAAGGAAUCAGACUUACGCAGAACGUCGCUCCCAGCAAGUGGCACAACAACGCCUAAAAGCAGUCAGGCGACAGUUUCUGAAGAAUCGCACAGAGCCAGAAUCAUGUCCAAGAACCUCUUGGAGAACGCGCGUAAUAUCAGACAGAGACUGCAGGUGGCACUCGCUCGUGAGGCAAAAGCAGGCAAUGAUAUUCCAUAUCGACGCCUUAUCUUCCUCGAUCAGACAUUGCAGGGUAUGAUCAAACGCUUCGAAGAUGAAUACCCAGAGACACGCAUCCAGUCCUCAGACGCCGCCUCCACAGCCAGCUCCAUUCCUAGCUCUUCACCGCCUCUCUCCACCGUCCCCACACUCUCGACAAGCGCAACAGACAACGCAGAUAACGUCUUCCACGACUCCGACGAAGAUGAGCCCAAGGCCCUCCGCUCCCGCCACAACUCGGACGUCAGCCUCGCCUCGCGCGCACAAACCCUCGAAGAAGGCCGUCUCCAUCGCCUCGGCCACCGCAUCCGUACCGAGUUCAUCAACCCCUCGCGCCCCAGCUCCUCGCACACUGAGCAGGCCAAUCUCUCCGGUAGCAUGAACGACCUCGGCCUGCCGCCGCACGUCAUGGCCCUGCGCAACCAGUUCGCGUCGUACAGCGGCGAGCAGAUCCGCGAAAUGACCGAGGGUGCUGGCUGGGAGAAGGCAUUCAACGACAUCGUCGAGAACGCCGAGGAGCUGAAGCGCAUGGAGAAGGAGAGUCCCGAAGAAUUUGCCAAGUUCAGGGACACUCAGAUUGCGGCGCUCAAGAACGCGAGUCCUGACGUCGACUUCAGCGACCGGUGGACGGCUAUCGGGAAAGAGAAUGAGAAUGCGAUUGAGGACUAG